Galendromus occidentalis (western predatory mite) is the source of this 591-nucleotide messenger RNA. RefSeq names its product ras-like protein family member 10B. Gene Ontology annotation, molecular function: GTPase activity; GTP binding. The record is from RefSeq and is a predicted model, not a curated record. Bases 1 to 591 code for a protein of 196 amino acids. The transcript has 4 exons. Lineage: Eukaryota; Metazoa; Arthropoda; Arachnida; Mesostigmata; Phytoseiidae.
AUGAGUAUCAUCAAGGUUGUGGUGCUCGGCGCACCUGGAGUGGGCAAGACUUCGAUCGUCCAACAAUUCGUUUGGAAUGAAUUCAGUGAUGUUCAUCGACCAACGACGGAGAAACAUUCCUAUUUGGCUUCGGUUCUAUACAACGAAAAACUGUAUGCUCUACAAAUUACCGAUCUGCCCGUCAUCCCCUAUUUCCCUGCAGACUCGCUCUUUGAAUGGGCUGACUACCGGUAUUAUGGUCUCCGGAGCGCAACAGCAUACAUUCUCGUGUUUGAUGUGAAUCUGCCGGAGACAUUCCAGUAUGUCAAAAACAUGCGAGAGCAAAUUUUGCAGAGUCGAGCGAAAGAAGUGCCAAUUCUCGUUGUGGGAAACAAGCACGAUCUAGGUCCCCGAGAGCACCGUGAGGUUGCCGGAUUGGUGAAGAAACACUGGCGCUGUGGAUACGUGGAAUGUUCGGCGAAAUACAAUUGGCAUGUUGUGUCCCUGUUCAGAGAGCUGGCCCGAACGAUUGAAGGACAUCGUCCGGAUACUUCGGCCGGUAAGUCGAGGGACCACCACGAGCACGGGGACAAGAAAUGUGCAAUCUCGUGA